CCACCACCAACACCACCAGUCAGAAACCCACAAGAAGAGGAGGAGGAGGGCAUGUCCACCUAAACUAUCCCGGAAACUCUUUAUUUUGUGUCAGAUAAUGAACAAUUCCACGCCGCCAUGAGUUGGAAGCCGGCCAGGGACAGGGAGAAGUAUGGCGUGGCCAUCUACAACUACAGUGGCAUCAGUGACUCGUGCAUCAAGCUCAAUGUUGGAGACACAGUGCACAUACAAGAGGAGCUGGACGGCUGGUUCUUCGGGUACAGUCUGCAGAACAGCGCCACCAGGGGAGUGUUUCCUAAGUCCUUCAUACAGAUCCGAGAAUGCAUUGUGGACAAGACAGGGCCGGUGGAGGUGGUGUCGCCGCGCCUCCCCCCCAUCGUGCAGGAGGUGACGGCCGUGCUGAGGGAGUGGGGGAUACUGCUCAGAAAGUUGUACCUGGAGCACAAUAAGCACUUUGACUUCCUGAAGGAGACCAUGCUGGAGCUGCACGCCAUGAGGAGGAGGGUGCUCUCCGGGAAACUGCCCGUCGAUGAGCUCAAGAAGAUCAAACAAGGCAUCACCAGGAGGAUUGAUCGACUUAAUGCGAAGCUUGGUCUGGAUCUGGUGGUGAGGGACGAGAGUGGCAACAUCCUUAACCCGGCCAUCACCUCUGCCGUCAAACUGUUCCGACACCACCAAGAUGCCUCGGAAAAACUGUCUAAGGGGGAGAGCAGUACCCCGGAGGAGGCACACACCCGCCGGAAGCCACACCUCUCCUGGACCAUUCUCUUCUCCAUCAAGAACAUUAUCAUCAAGGUACCCGAGGACACUGAGAUAUCGCUGGGUCUGUACAUAGGCGACCCGCGGGAGGGAAAGGAGCGCCCACUGACAGAGUCCUUCAUCAUUCCUUGGACUGAUGGAGGAUACACACAAGAUCUCACCUUCCUCGACGAACUCAAGUGCUUGUUCACGGACCUCAACACCCACACACUGGAGAACAACCAGGUGUGGCUCAUUGGAACAGUGAUUCGGCAUGGCUGUAUGGCUGUCAAGGAGAUGGACCCCAGGAAGUCAAUGGCUGGGCAGGGGAAGAAGACAAUGCUUACCACAUCUGACUUCUUAAGGAGACCUUACGGCAUCAUCAUCAUGGACUUAACAGAACAGAUAAGGAAGAGGAAGGAAGCAGUACUCUCAGGAACACCUCAAAUGGAUGACGACAACAAGAAUCAACUCUUUGCUAGCAUGUUUCUGUGUGGGGAGAAGGAGACUAUGGACAUGAAGAAGCUGCUGUCAGUACGCGGGGACACCACCAAAGACAAGAUGGGCUUUCAAGGCAUCUGGUUCACUAUACAAGUCAUGAAUGGGGAUGUGAAGCAGCUGAAGGAGGCAAACUACCUUGAAGUACGAGAGGUUCCUGUGGCGUACCGUCUUGGCCUCAGCGACGUAGUGAUGCCCGGCGACGUGAGGAAUGAUCUCUACGUCACCCUGCAAAGUGGCGAGUUCUCCCGGGGCUCCAAGACAUCGGAUCGCAAUGUGGAGGUUACGGCGAGGGUGUGGGAUGACCGUGGAAAAUUUGUGCCGGGGGUAGUGUGGCGUGAUCACCAGGGUUGCCGCAAGGGUCCGCUGGAUGACUAUCGGUCCGUCACAUACCACCACGAACCAAAGCCACGCUGGGCCGAGACUUUCAAGAUAGCCUUGCCCGUUGAGGAAUUUAAAAAGGCUCAUAUUAAAUUUACCUUCAGACACAGAUCCACAAACGACGCGAAGGACAAAAGCGAGAAACCAUUUGCCAUGGCCUUUGUCAAGCUGAUUCAGAAAAACGGCACUACGCUCCAGAACACUGACCAUGAACUCAUUGUCUACAAGAUUGACAACAAGAAGUGGUCUGACAACGACUCAAGUUACCUGGGGCUGCCGUGGCUGAGGCUGCCGGGGGAGGAGUAUGGCAAGACAUGGCAGUUUGGCAUCGCUCCAUCACUCAAAGACAACUUCACCAUCUGCACCACCUUCUGCUCCACCAAACUCACUCAAAAUGGUGACCUCCUAAGGCUGCUGGAGUGGGGCUGGCAUGGGUCACAGGGCGGGGCGGAGCUGGAGGCGUGUCUGCAGGGGCUUGUCAGAGUCCCAGCGGAUGAAUUGAUGGUGUUUCUGCAGGAUACUCUGGAUGUGUUGCUGGAAAUCCUAAUGAAUAAUAGCACAGGGGAUUACAGCGACAAUAAGGUGUUUGAGGCCCUGGUUUACGUCAUCACCAUUGCCACAGACAAGAACAAGCAUGAGGCAUUCCAACCGGUUCUGGACACGUACAUACAGCAAAACUUCCACGCUGCACUGGCUUACAACCGGUUGAUCUACGUUUUGAAAUAUUACGUGCAGGAAGGCGAAAAAGCAACUGAUGAGAACAAAAAACGGGAUUCGCAAGAAACUCGACGAGCAGAAGAACUAAGGGAGAUGGAGAUAAUGAGACGCAAUGAGGAGAAAGGAACGAAGAAGGAGGAGAAGGCGCUGAGGAAGAGUGGGGAGGAGAAGGAGCUGGGGAGGAGGGAGGAGGAGGUGAAGGAGGAAGAGAAUUUGAGGAGGGAUGACUGGCAGGAGACACUGAAAAGAUCCAUGAAGUGUUUGCAGUACAUUUUCCGCUUCAUUAUUCGCUCCAGACAGCUGUUUGUCGAUUUGAAUGGAAGGGGUCAGGAGGAGUUUGAGAAGAGCUUGAAGGACUUACUAGACAGCAUGGCAGACUUGAUGACCAACACAUCGAACUCCACCCUCACCGUACAAGCUCAGUGUCUGCGUUCCAUCACCACUGCUAUUCCUGACAUCAUCACCAGUUUUAGCCCUGUCCAGCUCAGCCUGAUCCUGGCGCGCAUGGUUGACAACUUACAUCUAUCGCGCAUCCCCAAGCAGAAACUCAUGACAAUUAACGAAAUUAUACACAGUGAGCUCUUUAAGUUUCCCGAGUGUCGUCGAGUGUUGUUGCCGUGUUUCAUUGGUCAUCUGCAUCGUCUUAUGGUCUCCAACGACGAGAUAACAGGCACGGAUGUAGUGAUGCGUAAAGAGAAGAAGAAAAACAAGCUCAAACAAAUCUUAGACCUAGACAAGGAUAUUCAGUUGAAGGAGGAGAAGGAAAUGAGCGAAGAGCUCGAACUAUGCUCCAAGAUUCUGGGGGACAUUUUGGACGUUCUCUUCAACGCCGACAUAGGCCCGGUGUACGAAGACAUAGGCCUACUGUCAUUCAUGUUGCUGGAGGACAUUCUCUCGGUGGUCUCUUGGAUGAAGAAAGGAGACCCGUUGCUGGGUAACUUUGUGAGCAUCUUGGUGUCGCUGUUGAGGCAGAUGACUGACCGCCAUUACCACACCUUUCUGAACCGGUAUGAGGAGGUGGACCAUCUCUGUGCCUUCAUUUUAGAACUGUUGGAGGUCAUAGAGAAGCUUGUCAAGGAACCUGUGUUUGCUUCUGACUGGGCUGAGAUGAUCCUGCUGCAAAACCAUGUGAUAGUGAAGGUGCUGCAGCAGUUUUCGAGGGUCAUUGCCGAGAAGUUAUUGGAACCGUUCCGAGAGGAUGUGUGGAGCAAGAUUUUCCUAACCUCAAUUAAUUUCAUCUCGCAGUCCUCCCUGCAGCUGGAGAACUUUACAAAGAGCAAGAGGAACAAGAUUUUAGGACGCUACAAGGACAUGAGGAAGGAGACAGCCCUGGGAGUGAAGGGCCUUUGGUUUAGUCUGGGCAUGAACAAGAGUCGGUUUGUGGCAGGGAAGGAGUGCAGGGUGUCACUGGUGGGGCCCUUCCUGCAGAUGACAAUGCUGCCAGACACUGAGUUACGCAAGGCCACUAUUCCCAUUUUCUUUGACAUGAUGCAGUGUGAGUUCUAUGCCGCCAGAGAGAAGACUAGAGAAAACGAGACGCCCAAGAUUAAACAACUGGAGAAUGAAAUGCUGGAGAAACUGGACCAGCUUGUCGAGAGUGGCCAUGGCGACGAGCACUAUCGCGACAUGUUCAAGAAUAUCAUCGGGAGUCUCUGCCAGGGCCACGCCACCCUAUGCGACACAGGCAGGCGUCUUGUUACCACUGUCACACACCUCUUGGACCGCCUGCUGCAGUACAGGACCAUUAUGAACACACCAGACAACUCCAGUGAAACGCGAAUGGGUUGUAUUGUGAACCUGCUGGACUUCUACUCGGAGAUCAAACGGAAGGAACUUUACCUACGCUACGUAUACAAGCUGACCACUCUACACUUAGCCUGCGAGAACUACACAGAGGCUGGCUACUCUCUCAUGCAGCACACAAAACUCCUGCACUGGACCCCUGAACCACUGUCCCAGGCACUCCAUUCGCCCUUCUAUCGCCAUGUAGAGAGGCAUGACGAACUGAAGGAGACACUGUAUGAAGAUAUUAUUGGGUAUUUUGAUAAGGGCAAGAUGUGGGAGGACGCGCUGAAGCUGUGUAAGGAGUUGGUGAAGCACUAUGAGGAGGUGCGUUUUGAAUACACUAAGCUGUCCGAACUCCUCACUCGCAUGGCUAUCUUCUACAAAAACAUCAUGAACCCACAAAACCUGCGGCCUGAACCAGAGUACUUCCGUGUGGCUUACUACGGCAGAGGCUUCCCGGCGUUCCUGCAGAAUAAGGUGUUUGUGUAUCGAGGCAAUGGGUUUGAGCGACUGGAGGAGUUUCAAACAAGAAUUCUGGACCAAUUUCGCAACGCUGAGCUCAUGAAGAGACUUAAGCCACCCAGCGAAGAAGCCAAGGAGUCGCCCCACCAGUACCUGCAGAUUAGCAAGGUGGACUGUGUGGUGGACAAGGACAGUAGGUUUGCCGGGGCCAGUGUGUCGGAGCAGAUCAUCAGUUACUACCGUGCCAAUGACGUCAAGACCUUCAGCUACUCCCGCCCCUUCCACCGCGGCACCAGGGAUCCAGAGAAUGAGUUUGCCACCCUCUGUAUUGAGAGAACCACACUAGAGAUUACCUACCCGCUGCCUGGCAUCCUACGUUGGUUCCCAGUGAAGCAUGUGGAAACUGUGGAGCUGUCGCCGCUGGAGAACGCUAUCGAGACCAUGACACAGACCAACAUUGAGGUGCGCAUGUUGGUGAUUAAGUACAUAAUGAACGCUGGCUUGCAACUCAAUCCACUCACCUCCAAACUGUCCGGCAUCAUCACUGCGUACGUUAAUGGAGGCACUGCUAACUACGAGAAGGCGUUCCUCUCCGAAGAUUAUAGUGAUGCUCAUCCCGGAGACGCUGAGAAGCAGAAACAGCUCAGAGACCUUAUCGCCGCACAGAUCCCACUGCUGGAGGCCGGGCUGGUGGUGCAUGGGUACAGGGUGACAGAGGCGAUGCAGGGACUCCACUCUCACCUCGCUGAAACCUUCCGCAACAUGAAGGCAGAAGUCAGGGAGAAGUACGGAGAGCCGGAUAUGCCGGAUGAGUUACGUCAAGCUCUCCACCCCCAAAGGUUCCAAUCCGUCGUCAGUGUGGGAGGUGAAGGAGGGGCUUUGCGUUCGUCUCAGCUCUACCCUGCUGCCACUGAUGUUGGCGAGGUGGUGUACGCGCCCAACCCCCCUCACGGCAGCCUCCCCGGGACUGCUGCCACUGCCACCACCCCUGCCACCACCACCACCACCACCACCACCCCUGCCAGCCCUCGAAACAGCUUCACGCGAGGCCUCUUCUCUCACUCUACUCUCCCUCAUAAGUCUCUGUUUAUGGGGAUCUCGGCCUCGCACCUGUCGCUAUCUCGCCUCAGCACGGUCAGUAAGGGAGGAACUUUGCCCAGACACUACAAGAGUUCCACCUCAAUGGGCAAUGGUCACACUCCAAAGGCAAACAAGAAGGAGAAGGGAAUUAGCCGUCUUCUGCGCAGAGAGAGCUUUUCAUCGCAGCGGGAACCAUCAACACAGUGGUUCGAUCGUACAGACACACACUCCCCAACACAGAGAACGAUCCUGGAGCUUAAUGAGACCAUGCAGACUAUUCCGCUACGGCCCAAGAGGACUGAGUUAGAAGUGGACAACUAUUACAAGACAAGCCGACCCAGUUCUCUCACUCUUACUCUCACCCCUACCCCCUCCACCUGCUCCACCCCCUCCCCGUCACCCCCCGUUGGCUCCAGAGAGAGUUUGACCACGCCGACAGGGUCCGCGAUAGAGGAGAGGCCGCCCCUGCCAGCUAAACAGAGGGACCAGGAGGAUGGUCUUGGCACGGUCCGCCUCAGUGCUGCCUCCCUGCUGCCCACUGCUAAGAUUGGGGGUUUACUGGCAUUUCCACUUGACCUCCCCGAUGACCCGCCCCCACAGAAGCCCCCACGACCUGACAAAACCACAACCUCCAAGACACCACCUCUUCAUCCUCCAUUUUGUGAACCACCACCACCACCACCACCACCACUCCUACUAUUACUACUUUGAAAUUCAGGUUACUAGUAUCUUUUGAUAUAUAUAUAUUUUGUGUACGUACGUGCGUGUGUGUGUAUGUGUGUGUGAGUGUGUUGUCAAGGGUCACAGUUCCGCAUUACCAAAAGUGCCAUGGUGCGAUUGAAUAGAAGAUUUUGUGACUAUAACCUAACCUCAUCUGACCUGACCCGACCCUAACCUAACCUAUCCUAACGUAAAGACAGAAAUUAGCAUUGAGUUAGGGUGAGGGACAGUCUCGCCUCUCGGACCACAGAGCUGGAUUAGGGCAAGGCUCGGAUCAGUAGAGUGCGUUGCCGGUUACUGAGAUUGGGUACAGUUGAGGUACAGAUCAGGUGGAAGGGUACAGUUGAGAUAAAGGUACAGAUAAGGUGAAGAAAGGUCGCUGUGUGUGUUUCUAAUGGUACCUUUUUUGACAGGACAGAGAAAUGGUUAUGAAGAUUUAUUUAGCGUUUUUUUUCUUGUUUUUUCUACUUUGUAUUGUAGAAAAGGCAAACGGCUUGAAGAUUUAUUGAGUGUUUCUUGUUUUUCUACUUUUUAUUGUAGAAAAGAAAAUGUCAUGAAGAUUUAAUUAGCAUUUUGUGUUUCUACUUUCUAAUCAUAGGAAAGGGAAUAAGGUUAUGAAGAAUCAAUGAAUAUUUUUGCUUUUUCUACUUCUUUAAUCAUAGGAAGGUAGAAAGUUAUGAAGAUUCGACUAUUUUUUCAUAUUUUUGUACUUUUUAUACCAGAGAAAGAGAGAGAGAUGGUUGCAGAGAUCCAAGUCAUAUGUAUGUGUGUCUUAUGAAGUGGAGAAGUUUGCGAGUUAUUUUUAAUUCCACAACAAUUAGGAAGGAAUUAAACAGUCAAGAUUCAAUUAGACAGUAUUUUUUUGUGUGAUUUUUAAUGAAGAAAGAUUUGUAAGUUUAGUUUGACAAGGAUAAAGAAAAUAAAGUCGCCUCGAAUAUUGUAAGAUAAAGUCACAAGUUGCUAAAUGAAUUAAAGUAUUUUGUGGUGCAUUUUGUGGUACGUUUUUUAUGAAGUAGAAAAUUUUGCGAGUUUCAUUUGACAAGGAUAGAAAAUAAAGUUGCCUUGAAUAUUUUAAGAUAAAGUUACAAGUCGCUAAGUCAAUUAAAGUAUUUUGUGGUGCGUUUUGUGGUAUGUUUUUUAUGAAGUAGAAAGUUUUGUAAGUUUCAUUUGACAAGGAUAGAAAAAUAAAGUCGCCUGUAAUAUUUUUAGAUAAAGCUAUGAGUCACAAAGUCAAUUGAAGUAUUCUGUGGUGUGUUUUUUGUGAAGUAGAAAGUUUUGCGAGUCGUUUUUAAUUUGAGGUUUGAUAAAGUUUGCCUGUACUAGAGUAAGAUCAAAUGGUACUGUUUAAGAGUCACCUAAGUCAAGAAUUGAAGUAUUUUUCCACAUUUUCUACCUUUUUAAUGAAGUAGAAAGAUUGUAAGAGUGUAAGAUUGUGAGUUAGAUUACCACAUUAAAAUAAGCUAAAAUAAUAAUAAAAAAAAAAACAGGUAUUUCUUGAUUUAUGCUGUGUUUACGUUCAUGAAUGGAUCGCAUCAUGUAGAAAUGGCAGAGGAAACGUAAUUGAAUAACACUGCAACACACACCAGGCCGGGAGUGUUGGAUUCACCUCACAAUCCUCUCUACCUCAGGACACCACAUUUUCAAACCCUCUGUGGUGUCUCAGUGUAAACGAAUCUGCUAGUGUCUGGACAAAACCUGCAUGUGGGUCUUGUUUUGGUGGCAGCUGCUCCACCCGCCAGCCAACAAAAUCUAGGUAAUAUCUCCAGCGGGUAGUGUUGUCACCCACACAUUGAUACGCGAACCUGCUUUAAGUUGAAGGGUGUGAAUUGUGGGAUGUGUAUGAUGUGUUUGGUGAGGCAUUGAGAGUAAAGCAGAGAGAUGUCAAGACUAGUGGUGCGUGGGUAACAGUGAAACAUUUUUAUUAUGCAGUGAGAGAGCAGAGCAGAGAGAGAUGUCAAGACUAGUGGUGCGCAGGUAACAAACAUUUGAAACAUUAUUAUGCCAUGUAGAUGUUAUAUAGUCAUUACAAACUAACCAUCAUUUUAGGGAGCACAUUUAAAGACAAGGUAUAUUUUGAACACAAAGGGACAGUGUGUUGGCAGCACCAUCACCAAAGUUAAUAGUUGCCAGGCUUCAUUUUCCAGACAUGAUGUUCUGAAUAAUCCGCAUAAUUUGAAAAAAAUGGUUAGGUGUCUAGUUUGGCAAGAGGUUUUAAGACAUUUGUCCCGGAAUUUUGGAUAACUCGCAUGACCUUUACGAGAACUGGCAAUUCAAUGGACUUUUUUCUAUUUUCUUAUUUUAGUUAUUUUAUUUAUCAAUUUUUUUUUUCCUUAGCCAGUUGUCUCUCCUGCAUAAAAAAAAAAAAAACCACAUACUUCAAAAUCACACAAUCUGAACACGCAUAAAUGAAGAGAUACCUGUUAGUUAAGAUCCACGUAAGUCAAUUAAUGUAUUCUCACCUUUAUGAAGCAGAAGCAAGGGGCCCAGUGAACUCCUUAACUGAACUCCUUAACUCUUGAACACUGCGGGAUAGAAUUACACAGCGUUCACAGAUCACAGUGACAAACAGUGAUAUGACGGAACACACACGAUAUUUUCACAAUCUUUUUUAUAUGAAGCUGUAGAGAAGUGGUGUUAGUCUGGUGUUGCAAGGCCUCAGUGUUUCUGUGUGCAUUAGUGGUGCUGUUUGGGCAGGAAAUACUAGUAACACAGUCUUACUUAGGGAGAGAAGUGUUGUUAGGUUGGUGUGUGUUGUGUUGCAAGGCCUAGGUGGUGUGUGUGUGUGUGUGUGUGUUAGUGGUGCUGUUUGGGCAGGAAAUACUAGUAACACAGUUUUACUUAUAGUGUUGUUAGGUGUGUGUGUUAGUGGUAAAGUAGACCGGUGUGUGUUGUUGAGGCAGGAAAUACAAGUAACAAUGUAUCACUAAGAAGUAUUGACAACAAGAUACAGUGCAACCCUAUCCUUUAUCUAGAGACAAGAAUCCCCAUUAUUACUUCACAGUGUACAGAUAAAACUAGUCUUUAAUUUAUCUAGAACCAGCAAAGAGUUAAUAACAAAACACAAAAACCUAUUCUUUAUUUAGACGCUUAAGAAAAGAUAACAGUUAUGAAUUGAGAAUGUGUUGAAAAGAACCUAGUCUUGUAUUUAUUUAGAACCAGCGAAGAACUACUAACAAGAAGAUAGAAAACAAUUUAUUCUUUAUUGAUUUAGAAGCAUAAACAAAAAUACAGUAAUGAAUUGAGAAUGUACUGAUAAACUAGUCUUUUUAUUUUGUCUAGAA
This is a messenger RNA of Portunus trituberculatus (swimming crab), 9662 nucleotides long. It is a transcript of the gene mbc, whose product is annotated as dedicator of cytokinesis protein 1-like. Gene Ontology annotation, molecular function: small GTPase binding; guanyl-nucleotide exchange factor activity. The record is from RefSeq and is a predicted model, not a curated record. Lineage: Eukaryota; Metazoa; Arthropoda; Malacostraca; Decapoda; Portunidae. Bases 118 to 6372 code for a protein of 2084 amino acids. The transcript has 42 exons. Gene Ontology annotation, biological process: cell migration; small GTPase-mediated signal transduction. Gene Ontology annotation, cellular component: plasma membrane; cytoplasm.